This is a messenger RNA of Aspergillus fischeri NRRL 181, 3852 nucleotides long. Its product is annotated as Ankyrin repeat protein. The record is from RefSeq and is a predicted model, not a curated record. Gene Ontology annotation, molecular function: ATP binding; protein kinase activity; protein binding. NCBI's taxonomy places the organism in Eukaryota, Fungi, Ascomycota, Eurotiomycetes, Eurotiales, Aspergillaceae. Gene Ontology annotation, biological process: protein phosphorylation. Bases 1 to 3852 code for a protein of 1283 amino acids. The transcript is spliced from 3 exons.
AUGGCUGACCUAUCUUCCUACGACGAAAUCCUCAAUUCCCUAGAGGAAGACAGCUACUACGCCAUCAACAGCAGCGAUCUCUCUCCCUCGCUUCAAGCAUGGUCCAACAACACAGACAUCGAAGAGCUCGACCUCAGCAGCCUCAACCUCUCUUCCAGCUCAGACUCAUCCUCAUGGAUCGACCCUUUAGAAUCCGCAAUAACAGCCACCCGCAACGGCUCCUCGCCCGUCCUCAGCACCCUCUCGCAAUUCACCGCUCUCCUCGCUCAAACGGGAAUCCACGGCCCCCGCAUCCUAAAAGCCUUCAAUCUCUCCACAAGAGGUACUAAAAUCGGAGCAGGCGCCCAGUUCACCGUCUUCACCGACCCCAUCUACGAAGGCCAGGUCAUCAAGCGCGUCAAUGUCCCGCUCUCCAGUAAAGCCGAGCAGCGCUUUGCCGCGAGCAUGGACUACCGCCUGCAGCUGCGCACGCUGGGACUGGAGGUGCUUUCGCUGUGUAAUCCCGUGCUGCGCGCACACCCCAACAUUACCAGUCUGCUGGCGUGGGGAUUCGACUUCCCCUUUGCGGAUAUGGCGGUGCCGGUGCUGUUCAUGGAGGCUGCGAUGAUGCCUUUAUCCGAUUUUCUGGGCGCGGAGAAGCGCAGUGUCGAGGUCAGGUAUCAGCUCUCGCUCGAUGUCGCGAAUGGGCUGGAGGCGCUGCAUAAUCUGAGGAUUGUGCAUGGGGACGUGAAGCCGGAUAAUGUGCUUGUGUUUGCGGGCCCCAGUGAGCGGGUGCCCUUCCGGGCGAAGUUGAGUGAUUUUGGGGUCUGUGUUGAUUUGGAGGCGCCGGAUGCGAAGUUCACGUUGAGUGAUUACCGGGGCACGCAGGCGUGGUUGGCGCCAGAGGUGGUGAAUGAGGAUCUCGGGAGGUUCGGGGGUUUUUCCUCGGAGUUGAUGUUUAGGUUCGAUGCGUAUAGCUUUGGGCUGGUGCUGCUGUCUGUCUUUACGGGGAACGGCGAGGCCCCUGCUCUGGAUGAGGAUCCGGAGAAUGUUCCUGAUCAGGUUGUUGAAAUGCUUUAUGGUCAGGAGGACAUUCCAUCGAACACACGCACGGAGUUGCGGAAAGCGAUAGCAAAGCUCCUGUCGGAAGAUCCACGGAAACGGCCACUUCCCAGUCCAGGUUUGAUCAAGACUGACAGCCCUACAUACGCAGCUUGGCUCUCCUCCAUCCAAUUGACACCUACAAACACGCACGUCGGCAUCAUUGACCCAAUUUACAACAAAGGUCCCUUGUUCUGGUAUCGACUUGAUGAAACCGUUCAGACAGAGCUGGAAGAGCAAUACGCCCUGAUGAAAGAGGGAAACGCACCACCAUUCCCCGGUGACGUGUUCUUUGGGCUGGCACAGACGGUGACCGGCGCGAAGCCGUCAUAUCUCGACCGGUUGCUGACGUAUCUAACCGAGGCAGCCAGGGCGGGAUACUCGCCUGCAAGGGGGGUAUAUGCGCAGAUCAUGGAGGCGCAUGGCCAAAGGCCGGAGUUUGCGGAGGAUGUGUUGGAGGAGUGGAUGUUGCAGGCUGUUUCCGAGGGGUAUUUGUUUGCAAGUCCUAGUUACUCCAAGGAAAAGAUCGAGGAAGCACGUGAACGGUUUAGGGCCAAUGGAGGGUUCUGUUCGGAUCCAUUUCUCGCGAAGAAGGAUGUUGUCGAGGCUGCGAGAGACAGGAACAGAGCCCUGAGGUGGAAGACGGAGAAUGGAAGUAUUGUUGAUCGGAAAGGAAACACAAUGCUACACGCUGCGGCUGCAUUGGGAGCUAUUGAUGCCGUUCGAGCAUUACUAGACGACGGACAGCUGUCCGUCAAUGUGGAGAAUGAGAAGGGAGAAACGCCACUGUACAAGGCAUUCCAAGCUGGCCAUGCGAAAAUGGUUGAAUUAUUGCUCGACCGGGGGGCCGAUGCUUCGACUGUGACUCGGCAGGAAAAGGUGAGUCCGAUGCACUGGCUGUUUAUGAUUCCUGACUCUUCUAUCACUGGAAUCGCGAGAAGAAUGGUCGAGGGAGGAGUGAACAUCAACGCAACCAUUGAGCCUGUUGUAAAGGAGAACAGUGGUGGAUUCCCUGGGAAGAUCCAGAUCCUUCACUACGACAGUCCAUUUGAGCUUCCUCACGGUACACCUCUGCACUGGGCUUGUUUCGUCCGCAACAUGACAGCGGUCGAAGCCCUGAUUUCUUUGGGUGCCAAUGUAAACGCAAGCUAUCAUGCUUCGGAUGCAUCCACCACUCCUCUUUUCUUGACCGCGUACUUUGGUGAACCCUCUCUUGCCAGGUACCUGAUAUCCCACGGUGCGGAUGUCAGCCUGGUCGACUCCGUGGGGCGCAACACGCUGCACGGAAUCACCAAGUACUUUCCCGAGCGACAUGGCUAUCUUGCUCACCACUGGCACUACUGGAUCCGCCACGGCAGCUGGGAGCAACAUCUGACCAAAAUGACGGAGUUGGUCAAGAUACUCGUGGGCGCAGGAGCAGAUCUCAACGCCAAAGACAAGGGAUAUCCACCGCUGACACCCGUCGCGGCGGCUGCCGAUCUAGGAGUCUGGGACGGAGGGGUAAUUUGUGCGCUGUUAGACGCAGGGGCAGACUUGAGAGAAUCCGUCCUGUCAGCUGGAGAUACGGUUCUACAUUCGUGGGCAUCCAUAGUUGGACCCCGUCUAGCUUAUCCCGAUUCCUACCUGUCGACGAUGAAGAAAAUCGUCAACGCCACGCCAGAUAUUGACAUCCCAAACAUGUUUGAAAAGGAUACUCCACUAGAUUCGUUAGCCACCAUCUACCACCCCGAAGAGGAAUUUGAAGCCGCGUGCGAGAUUUUCCUCGCCCACUCCCCUCCAGCAGAUAUCAAUGCAAAGACCCGUCGCGGAGCGACUCCGUUGACCAUCGCCCUCGAGACAGAUCUCGACCCGGCACGACGAGGCCUCUUCCUCCUGAACAAGGGAGCCGACACGCUUGUUCUCAACGGCCGGGGAAGGGACAUCUUCUUCUCGAUCGUCAACAACACCGCACUUACCGACCAGGCCUCGCACGACCUGAUCCGCACAUUCCUCCAUCAUCUCAACCCUGACAUCCAGCAAGCCUAUACAAAACAUUAUCUCCCGAAUGCCAACAGCUACCAUACCCUUUUCGCCGCUGCAGAACGCGGGAAACCGCGCUCGCUAACACUUCUCCUCUCCCUGGGCCUAUCCACUCGCAUCAACGACCGCGAGGAGAGUAAACGCCCACCAUGGACAGUCCUAGAUCAAGCCCUCCACUGGGCAGAAAUCAGCCGCCGCGCACACAUGCGCCGACUGGCGGACCACAAGCCCGGCGCUAGUCGGAACCAAGCUCUUGAGCAGAACAUCGUGUAUGAUGAAGCGCAGGGCCCGCCCGCUCGAGCUGCGGAGGCCUACCGGAGUUUUCCUGCAGUGAUACGCAUCCUGAGAGAUGCGGGAGGGAAGCGAGCGUGCGAAUUGGAUGGUAGCUCGACUGCCAGUGGGGAGUAUAUUGAGCAGCCGUGGGAGUGGGAUUUUACGGAAAUAUACAGGUAUGGAUUUACGCCGAGAACGCAGCCGAACUUGGAACAGUGGAAUGGGCUGUACGAGAUGGCGAGAUAUUCGGAGCAGUGGCGAAAGAGUAGGCUGAAUGCUAGGAAGGAGGAGUACGAAGAGGCAAGGUGGAGGCCGGACGUGAGAAUGCUGGAGGAGGAGGAGCAAUCAUUUGUGAAGGAGUUAGUCUGUUGUCUGGCGGGAGAGGGGAGGGUGACGCUGGAGGCUGUAGAUGGCCAGAAAAAGCAAUGGCAGGUUGAGAUGGAAGGGGGAAAGAUUGUGAAUCGACAGGUGAAGAGAUGA